AUGGCGACUUCGCUGCUCAACCUGCUAAAGCCCAAGCAGCACAAGACAUCGCUGCGGAAGAAGGUGAUCGCUUGCAUCGGAGCUCUAUCCGCAGUUCUCGCAGAUCGGCAGCUAGAUACCCUGAUGAGGACGUUGCUUGCUGAUGUUCGACAAGCAGGAUCCAAAUCUGAAAAGCAAAAGUAUAUCCAGUGCAUCAGCACCGUCAGUAGGAAUGUGGGUUUCCGAAUCGGUCAGCACUUGAAAGAGAUCGCGCCGCUCUUCUUCCAAAUCGUGAACCAGGCGACGCAAGAAGACGUCUCCAUGGAGGGUGAUAACGAGAAAGACCACGAGGUUGUAGAGAAUUGCUUGAACGCCUUUGAGUGCUUCGUGCUCCGCUGUUCCAAGGAGAUCAUGCCUCACUUGGACGAGCUUUGUGGGAUCGUUCUCAAUUUGGUGGCGUACGAUCCGAAUUUCUACGAUUCGGGUGAUGGCCAGGAUGCCAUGAUGGACGAUGGCUUUGAGGAGUUCGAUGAAGAUGGACUGGUGGAUUCUGACGAUGAUGACAACUCUUGGAAAGUCCGCCGAGCGGCGCUUAAGGUGCUUGAGGCGAUGGUGAAGGGCCUCCCGGACAGGUUAGAUGAGAUAUAUUCCAAGUUUUCUCAGCCACUGAUAGCACGCUUCAACGAACGUGAGGAAAGCGUGAAGCUCGAUGUGUUCACCACCUUCGGUGAGAUGGCGCACGCGGCUGUGACAAAGACGCAAUCCUCCUUUCUUGCUGCCACGAGCAUGGAUUCAACACCUUCAGUGUCAUCCUCCUUUAUAUUGGAGGUUGAGCGUGUGCAGCCUCCCAAGGAGCGGCCAACCUCGCAGCAUCUCAUCGCCGUCAUUCCGGCCUGCAUCUCGCAGCUGAACAAACAGAUGCGCUCCAAGGCAGCAAAAACGCGGCAGGGUGCUUUGACCCUGCUACGGACGCUGUCUGAGUGUAUUCCACAGCAUGUAGAGCCCAAUCUGCCACAGGUCAAAGAUGAGCUUCUCCGCGCUAUGAAGGAAUCAAACUCCUCCAUGCGACUCGACAGUUUGGUCUUCAUCAGGCACCUCGCAGAGUACUUCUUGACAGCCACAACUUUUCAGCAACUAGCUCCAGAGCUAUGUCCAUUGUUUUUGACCUGCUGCUCGGACACGUACUACAAGUCGAUUGCACAGGCUCUGAGAGCUAUCGGGGCCUUUGUUUACACCCUCAGGCCAUCCCCGGAUGCUGUUAGCUCGGAGCUGAAAGUGAUGCUGCCGGUUUACGAGGUGCUCAAAAGCAAGCUUCUGGCGACGGAUAUUGACCAGGAGGUCAAGGAAAGUGCGCUGGAGUGUUUGGGCCAUCUGGUUGCGUGCACCGGGGACUUGCCAGACUUCCAGCCUGGCAUUCAAGAUUGUUUGCCAUCUUUUGUGGAGCGUAUCAAAAACGAGGUGACUCGGACGACAGCCAUCAAGGCGUUGAGAACGAUGUGCAUUUCAAAGGUGCAGAUUGCUGCAGUCGGUUCCAUUCUUCCGGCCGUCGGUGGCACCCUGUCGCAAUACCUUAGUCAGAACAGCCGCUCCUUCAGGCAGCAGUGCCUGGAUGCGCUCGUGCACCUUAUCAAGAAGUACGGUGGUGGCAUGCCGAGCGAGACCAUUAUGCAGAUAUUGGGUGACAUGGUCCCCUUCAUCACAGAUACAGACCUCUACAUAACAGAUCUUUGUGUUCAAAUCGCAGUGCAGGUUCUCGCCACCUCGCCACGAAUGGCACCGCAAGUGAUCGAGCGCUGUGUGCCGGCAGUGCUGACCGUGUGUCGGUCACCACUGCUGCAGGGAAGUGCCCUGGAUUCGAUCUUGAACUUCUUGUCCCGAGUAGCACACCAUCGUGAGCACUGCCCCUUCGAGAAGCUGCGGCAGGAGUUGAGCAAUACCUCCUUCAUCGCAACAGCUCAAGCGCAGGCUCAACGACACGUCAUCGGAACACUAGCGAAGGGCCUGGCUGCAGUAACAACAUCUUCUGCAUCCGACGUGCAGAAGGCUGCAGUGCAGCACUUCUUGGAGAGUGUGAAGAAGACCUCUGGCAACCCUGCACCCGAGGUGAUGCAUCAGUGCGAGUUGUCUCUGCUGGCAUUGGGUGAAACUGGAAAGUAUGUUGAUCUUUCUGGGGUUCCGGGCUUUUGUGAUGUGCUCCUUCGUCAGCUGGAGAGCCAGCAGGACGAGAUUCGGCUUGCAGCGGCGCUGGCGUUGGGCUACGCAACCGUGGGCGCUAUGGGCACACUUCUAAAGGUCGUGAUUGACAAUGUGCAGCAGGCUGGUGCAGAAGCACAAAAGAAACAGUACUUGCUGCUGACAUCCCUGCGAGAAGUGAUUGCAAUCGGCGUUGCCGAGAGGCAUGGAUCCCGUACACUGGCGGAGCAUCUCAAGCCGCACGUUCCACGGGUCCUACCAAUCCUGCAGCAGUAUGCCGACUCACAGGAGGAGAGCAUGCGGAAUGUUGUGUCCGAGUCACUGGGACACCUGCUCACAGUCGACCAGGACGCUGUUAUGCAAGCCUUGACUGUGCUUCUCUCCAACAGAGACAGGGAGAGCUGGAGGACGAGGGCCGCAGCUGUUGCUGCCGUGCGUUUUGCCGCAGCAAAGCAAUGCCAGGCUUCCGCGGUCUUGCCACUGAAGGAAGCACUGCUGACCUGCCUGGGAGAUGAGGAGUUGCAGGUGAGAAAGGCAGCGCUACACUCGGUGAACGUGGUGUGCGUCUCCCCUACCUGCUCGGAGAUCCUGAGGGACAGCACUGAUCUCAUCCUCGAGCGAAUCAAAGAGGACUCCAAGCAGAAGCCAGAGCUCAUCAGAGAGGUGGAUCUAGGACCGUUUAAGCACAAGGUAGAUGAUGGGUUGCCUUUGCGGAAGUUUGCGUACACCGUGUGCUGUUCACUGCUUGCAGCCUAUCCUGAGCAGAUCGCUUCACCAGCGCUCAUCGAUUUGGUGCUUCAAGGGAUGGCCGACAAUGAAGACAUCCAGGUCAUUUGUUGUCAGCUGCUCCAGGACCUUUGUUCCUUCAACUUUGCUCUUUACCGCAUCGUCGGCCGCGUCGGCGAUUUGGUUGAGCCAUUCGACCGGUGUAUUGUGCGGUGGAUCAAGCAAGUGCAGGCGAAGCAGCAGGUUGGCAGGAGCCUUAAAGCUCUUGCGCUGCCUGACCCGUGA
Molecule: messenger RNA, 3183 nt
Organism: Symbiodinium necroappetens
Lineage: Eukaryota; Dinophyceae; Suessiales; Symbiodiniaceae
Source: the annotation of a GenBank genome assembly